This is a messenger RNA of Aureobasidium namibiae CBS 147.97, 1521 nucleotides long. RefSeq lists its product as uncharacterized. Bases 1 to 1521 code for a protein of 506 amino acids. NCBI's taxonomy places the organism in Eukaryota, Fungi, Ascomycota, Dothideomycetes, Dothideales, Saccotheciaceae. The transcript has a single exon. The record is from RefSeq and is a predicted model, not a curated record.
AUGCUGCACCUACCUGAUCUCACCCCAAGAUUGCAUCCGAUUGAGAGUCUACAUCUGAACGGCAAACGUCAACACGAAGAAAUGCUCUCCCGCCAGUCAAAGACCCCAGCAGAGGCAGUGAUUGAAUAUCGCCGACGCUACCAGCGAGAGCCUCCAGCUGGAUUCGAAGAGUGGGUAGAGCUCGCGUUGAAGAAAGGUCUUGUGCUUAUUGACGAAUUCGAUGGCAUGACUAAGGCGUUUGAUCCUUUUCUCCAGAUCGACUCAUCUGUCUUGAAGCAGUUUUUCGCUGCAAUGCCUCGUGAUCUGGCAGAGUUAGUCGAAGUCAACAUCACAAGCUCGAAGAUUGCUUGGAGUGCUGAUAAACCUGGAUCCUAUUUUGGCGAUUCGAUCAACAGCUGGUUGUCGAAAGAUCCUGCCUAUAUGGCCAUAUUGCCCAACACCACAAUCUUGGUCAACACGUUUGACGAGUCUAAGGUUGUGAUACCGGCAGACUUGCUUGCCAACGGAACAAGAAAGACCGAUCACAAGGCCAAGGUCGAUGUCCUCACGUUAAGUCAUGAACAUCCUUGGACAAACGUAACAUUAUCCUGCGCAGCAUCAUCACCAGCAAGAUGCAACACUACGACCCCUCACACCGACAGAAUCGAGUUUGUGUCCAACAUCACCGAAAGUCAAGACGUCUGUACGCACCGCGACUUUGAACAGGAAUACGCGUUCCUCAACAAUCCUGAUACUCUAAGACUCAUACAUGCUCCUGUGCCGGUAUGGUCUCAAGCAUCACCUUCAACCUUCCAGGAUAUCAUGUUCCCUAGCCCUUACUACCGAGCACACUGGGGCGACUACAAUGCCGAAAAAGAUACCUACUGGGAGGAAAAGAAAAACAACAUCUACUGGACAGGCUCCACGACAGGCGGAAGAAACACACCCGACAACUGGCGUGGCAUGCAACGCCAAAGAAUGGUUCUCAACACCAUGCGAAAGACUGGACCUCACAACAUAACUCUACUUGAGCAAACCAAAGGUAGAAAAGACUGGAAGCAAGUCACCGCCAACUCGACUUCCUUGCAAAAUCUCCUCACCAUCUUUGUUAACGGCAUCGUACAAUGCGAUGAUUCCUCCUGCGAAGAAAUGAAACGGGCUUUCGCCGACAAAGGCGACACCGCAAUGUCCGCCUCCCAAGGCAGCAAGUACGUCCUCGACAUGGACGGCAAUGGCUUCUCAGGCCGCUAUUACCGUUUACUGCGCUCAAACUCUGCAGUCGUCAAGCAGACGAUUCUCAAAGAGUGGCAUGAUGAUUGGUUGGUUCCUUGGGUACAUUUUAUUCCGUUGUCGCUGGACGGCAACGAGAUUUGGGAGAUGAUGAGAUUUCUGGGAUCGACGCAGCGGGGAGAUGAGAUUGGUGCUGAUAUUGCGAAGAGUUCGACUCAGUGGGUUGGGAAGGUGUUGAGAGAGGUUGAUACCGAGUUGGUGGUUCUGAGAUUGGUGUUGGAGUAUGCUAGGCUUUUCGAUAGGGUGGCAUGA